Messenger RNA from Ichthyophthirius multifiliis, 1247 nucleotides. Its product is annotated as MORN repeat protein. NCBI's taxonomy places the organism in Eukaryota, Ciliophora, Oligohymenophorea, Hymenostomatida. The annotation marks the transcript as partial. The record is from RefSeq and is a predicted model, not a curated record. The transcript has 5 exons.
AUGAACAUAAUUUAAUAGUAUAUAAAAGAAGAAAUUAAUCCACAAUUAGCACAACCUAUAAACUAUGUCAGCCUAACUUUUGAAAACGGAGAAUCUUAUUAUGGAAAUAUAUUAAAUAAUAAAAAACAUGGUUUUGGACUUUAUAAAUAUUAAAAAAAUGAUUUAUAUGAGGGUGAAUGGGAAAAAGAUAAAAAAAAUGGGAAAGGAGUAUUUUUAUAUGCAGAUGGUUCAAAAUAUGAUGGCGAAUGGCAUAAUGAUAUUUAAAAUGGAUAUGGAAAAUAUUAAAAAGAUAUAAAAUAAAUUGAAAAUUAAUAAUAUGUUUCAAGAAUAUAUCAUAAAUAUGGGCAUGCAUUAUAUAAAAAUGGAGAUGCUUAUGAAGGUGAAUUUUAAAACGGAUAAAGAAAUGGAAAAGGAGAAUAUAGAUUUAAAAAUGGUCUCAAAUAUAUAGGAAUUUGGGAAAACGACAAUUAUGGAGGAUUUGGUCAACUUUCGAAAAACAAUUAAAUUAUUUAUGAGGGAAUGUGGAAACAUGGGUAAAAAAAUGGCUAAGGUAAGUAAUUUUAUCCAGAUGGGAGCUACUUUUUUGGAAAUUUCUAAGAUGACAUGAGAGAAGGGAAAGGAACUUUUUUUUCGAAUAAUGGCGAUGUGUUAGAGGGAGAAUGGAAAAAAGGUGAAGAUUAAAUUUAAUGUUAAGUUACUUAUAAUAGUGACAAAACUUAAUAUUUUGGAGAAUAAAGAGAUGGAUAAAAAAAUGGAUUUGGUAAAUUAAUUUAUGCAAAUGGAGAAGUUUAUGAAGGAUAAUUUCUUAAUGACUUUAAAUACGGAAAAGGAAAGUAUAUAUAUUACAAUGGAGCUUAAUAUGUAGGGGAUUGGAAUUAUGAUGUUAUAUAAGGAAAUGGAGUUUAUAUUUCUGAAAACGGAGAAAAAUAUGAAGGAUAAUGGGAAAAAAACUUACCAAAUGGAUAAGGGACUUUUAUUUAUUAAAAUGGUGAUUAAUAUCAAGGGAAUUGGAAAGACGGAGAAAAGAAAGGAAAAGGAAUUUAUAAAUAUUAAAAUGGAAUGUAAUAUGAAGGAUUAUUUUCAAAAGAUAAAAAAUAAGGAUAUGGAAUUCUCAUUAAUGGAAAUCUUAUUUAUUCAGGAUAUUGGAAAAAUGAUUAUUUACCUCAAGGUAAUCUUAUAAAUACUAAUACAAACGAAAAAUACAAAGGAUAAUUUAAUUAAGAAUUAGAAAUGCAUGGAAUUGGUGA